AUGUCUGAUCUUGAUACAACUCCUACUCCAGCACCUUCAAUAACCACUACUCCGACAACUACUCCUACUCCUACUCCUACUCCCACUCCUACAGCUACACCUACUCUUACAGCAACACCAACACCUACACCAUCACUCACAACAACACAAACACAGACACAGACACAUACUCAGACACCUGCACCAUCAGUCACAACCAGCAAAGAAGCCAAUUGUAAUAGUGGUAGUUUCAGUGGAACAAGCAGUGGCUUCAACAACAACAGUAAUAAUAGUAAUAGUACAAAGGAUAUAAGCCUUAAGGAUUUGAGUAAUGCAGCUGCAACAUCAUCACUCAGUCUAUUGGAGACAAUGGCCAAGAGCAAUGAUAAACAUGCUAUAAAGGAACAUCUCAAGAAACAUGCACUCGAUCUAAAGAAUAGCAAUGAACAGACCCUAUUCCAUUUGGCUGCAAUGCAUGGAAAUGAAUAUGUCAUCAGGCAAUGUCUAAAGAAGAAGUACAUCAACCUUGAGGAAGUCAAGCCACUGUUAAUGAGGGAUAAGGAUGGAUAUAUUGGACUGCAUUGUGCGAUCAAUGGUGGACACUUUGAGGUGGCAGAGAGACUGUUGGCAAAGGGCUCAGACCCAAACUCGAGAACUGUCAGUGGAUCAACUCCUCUGCAUCUGUUGGCCAAAUACUCUCAUCAUCCCAAGGCGUGUAAACUGGCCGUGCAGUUGCUGGAUGGUGGAGCAUUCAUCAAUCACAAGGAUACAAAGUUUGAGACACCUCUACAUCGCGCCACACUCCAAACCUAUGUAGUUAUAUCUGGUGACAUCUCUGGCUGCCCCACCAACACACGAGUGAUGAUGCGCACCUACAACAAUAGCAGUAACAGUCUAGACCUUAUCAAAGUGUUCCUAGAACAUGGCGCGAAUCCAAACAUCUUCAAUAAGCGAGGAAAGACAUGCUUGCACUACGCUAUAGAGGAAGGGAGGGUGGACCUCCUGGAACUAUUCCUCGAGUAUGGUGCCAUCUUUACCAAACAACCUUCAAACAACUUCCCAUCACCUCUCGAGUUGGCCAAAGAGUCCAAGAACACUUCAAUCAUUCAAUUCUUCAAUGAGAGGAUAGCCAACUGUGGAGAGUAUAUACUGUUUAAUGAUAAGAUGGCAAGUUGUUAUAUUGGAAAGAAUGCUUCGGUAUUCCAUCAGUCGAGCGAUCAGUUCUUGGUUGGACAUUCGAUUCAGUUGGUGUCGGGCAGGAUCUUUGUCACAAACUAUAGGGUGGUGUUCCGCAGCGAUGCAUCGACCGCACCCAUCAAUCAUGAGACAUACUCGUUGCGAUGGCCAUUUGGCGAGUCCGAGGAGAUGACCAUACCCCUUCUUUCAAUCGACUCGUUCACAUCUGACAAUCACAUCCACACGACGACCACCACUCAGCCGACCUCAUCACAGCAGUCUGGCUAUGUUGUCAUUCCGGCCGACUCCCAACAGCAGCAGCAACUGAUGUUGUCACAACAGCUGGCUGCCCCACCACAGACGCCUCCACUCUCGUCGUCUGGCUCGCACAGCGGCUCACACACACCCAAUGGUUCGCUCACUCCCAACUCAUCCUCAUUGAAUGUUCAGCAGUCGUCGACAACGUCCUUGGGAGCAUCACUGUCAAUGACGCCACCACCAUCAUCAUCGACCUAUUGCUCGCUCACAAUCACAACCAAGGACUACAGGAACUGCAAGCUCUACUUCACGUCACAGGUGACGCGCGAUCGCGUCAUAGAGGUCAUCUCACAUCACUCACAAUCAAUGAUCGAGCACAGCAUGAAGCAUAACGAAGGCAAUCGACAAUUGCAGCUCAAGAUCGCUCACGACAACAUACAUCUGGAUGACGAGAACCGAAUGCAGCACAUCGAUCGCUACGAAUGCUACGGCAUCUUUGAAGACCCCAUGCCCUAUCUCUUUGCUCACUUCUUACAUUGUCCCGCAGUCGAGGAGGACAAUGGCUGGAACAUAUACUCGGUACGACGCGAGUACCAACGAUUUGGCAUCUUCAUGGAUGGCGCCAACAGCGGAGGUCACAACAUCAGCCACAACAGUCUGGACAACAGUGUCAACAACAACAAUCUGUACUGGAGAUUCACAACUUUGAACAAGGAGUACAAGCUGUGUCCAACGUAUCCCAGCAGCAUUGUGGUGCCACGUGUCAUGCUCGACAAGGACCUGGAGCGUGUAUUUGGCUUCCGGAGCAAGGGUCGCAUCCCUGCAUUGUCCUGGCGCGCACCAAGUGGCGCAUCAAUCACCCGUUGCAGUCAGCCAUUGGUGGGCCUCGAGCGUACACGAUGUCCCGAGGACGAGAUGUACAUGACGGAGCUGUCCACUCAGCGCCCAGUCUACUUGAUCGAUGCUCGUCCCAAGCUCAAUGCCAUUGCCAACACGGCGAAUGGCGCAGGCUUUGAGAACAUCUCCAACUAUCCCAACUGCAAGCUGGUAUUCCUAAACAUUGCCAACAUCCACGUAAUGCGCCGCAGUCUCGAGAAGCUGGUCGCCACCAUGUCACCGUAUGGGGGCGACGGCGACGGCAAGCACCUGUCGGCAAUCGAAGAGAGCAACUGGCUGAACCAUGUGCGUGGCUGUCUGGCGGGCGGCGUGUACGUUGCCGAGCUGAUCCAAAAGAACAUCAGUGUGCUGGUGCAUUGCAGCGACGGAUGGGACCGUACUCCCCAACUCACAUCCCUGGCGCAGGUUCUCCUGGACCAGUACUAUCGCACGAUCGUCGGACUGGAGGUACUGAUCGAAAAGGAGUGGCUGUCCUUUGGCCACAAGUUCACCCAGCGACUUGGCCAUCUGCACGAGCUGGAAGAGGAGCGCUCGCCCAUCUUCAUCCAGUUCCUCGAUUGCCUCUUCCAACUGGUCAAUCAGUUCCCUCUGCUGUUUGAGUACACUCCCGCUCUACUGCAAUUCAUUGCCGAACACCUCUUCUCAUGCAAGUAUGGCACAUUCCUGUACAACUGCGAGAAGGAGAGAGCUGAGAAGCACGCCAAGACCAAGACUGUCUCGAUAUGGACCGAUGUCAACAGGAACAUAGAGCGAUUCACGAAUCCAUUCUAUCAGACACAGCAGGAUGGCGUUGUGCUGCGACCCAACCUCAACCUGCGCUCGAUGGAGGUGUGGAAGGCGCUGUACAUGCGCAGCGACACACAGAACACAUGGCUGCACAACUCAUGGAUGAUCCAGAACCAUCAAUACCUCAAGGCCACUCAACAGCUGCAACUAUCACAUCACCAACACUCGACUCAGACAUCCACGACCACAUCACCACGACCAUCACUGGCUAGCGCUGGCGAGGACAAUGAUGCGACUGGUCUCGAACCAACGUCAACCCGGCCAUCACUUUCAAAUUCGUCCAGUCCGACCAUCAUCAACACAUCGACAUCAUCAUUGGAGCGAAGGCCAUCAAUGGCGCCAAGCAUGCUUAGUGGACCGCCGCAGCUGCCCCCAACAAUCGUACCCCCAGCACCUGUAAUAAUUGAAGUGUCGACUGCACGAGCAGCCGAACGAAGAAGACAACUGGAUCACAGACAUCGUAGAUCAUACUCUUUGCAAGAUCAUCACAAGCCAAUCAUCUAUAACAACAACACAUUGAAGCCAUCAUCCACGACCACGACCAACUCUGACAACGCCAAGAAGUUGUCCAUCUCCAACAACAACAACAUCAAUCAAUCAUCAUCAUCAAGUAUCCAACUUGGCAAGGAGGUGUCGUUGCCAAGAUCAGUGUCGUUUGUUAGGAGAGGACUUAGACUGCCUAGAACUCAACGAUUCAUACUGGGGUCACACCGACCAACUAGUGGAGGCAUCAAUAGGGCCAAUGGCGCCACGCCCAUUGUCACUGGCGGAGGAUCAGGAUGGGUUGUUGGCCAUCAUGUUGACCUGAGGCACAUGACCAAGGAGAAGUUCUACUUUGGUGGUCCAUUAGUGUAA
Molecule: messenger RNA, 3951 nt
Organism: Acytostelium subglobosum LB1
Lineage: Eukaryota; Evosea; Eumycetozoa; Acytosteliales; Acytosteliaceae
Exons: 4
Coding region: 1-3951 (1316 amino acids)
Biological process (GO): dephosphorylation
Molecular function (GO): phosphatase activity; protein binding
Source: RefSeq, a predicted model, not a curated record